Acytostelium subglobosum LB1 is the source of this 291-nucleotide messenger RNA. RefSeq lists its product as hypothetical. The record is from RefSeq and is a predicted model, not a curated record. The annotation marks the transcript as partial. The transcript has a single exon. Lineage: Eukaryota; Evosea; Eumycetozoa; Acytosteliales; Acytosteliaceae.
AUGCGUCUCAAACAUGUGCGUCGAGACGGCAGCGCGGUCACCGCGGAACUCGACCGGGCACAUUGGACACACGCUGCUAAAGUGCUGAUCAGAGCGCUCGCGGUGCUGCUGCUCCAGAAUGAAGAUCAGACGCUCGGUCUGCAGCAUGCGACGCAGCUCCUGGUCCUCAGGCAGGAUAUCGCUCAACAGAUAGUACAUCUCGUCGGGCUUGUCCGUGUGCUUAUCGUUGAUGCUAGUGGUGUAAUCUUCGAUGGGCUUGCCACGCAUCACAUUGCGCCAAUGCUCGAGGUA